Molecule: messenger RNA, 5293 nt
Organism: Hylaeus anthracinus
Lineage: Eukaryota; Metazoa; Arthropoda; Insecta; Hymenoptera; Colletidae
Product: choline transporter-like protein 1
Exons: 17
Coding region: 1923-3803 (626 amino acids)
Biological process (GO): transmembrane transport
Cellular component (GO): membrane
Molecular function (GO): transmembrane transporter activity
Source: RefSeq, a predicted model, not a curated record
CUGUAAAACCGAGCACCCUUGUACACCAUGAACCAGUCCACUGAAAAAACACCUCUAAAAUAAGAGGGCAGUAGAAACGAAUAAAUACUAUAAUUAUAUUAACGCGUAUAAUUCCCGUUUUAUUUAUUCAGCUCGACGAUUAACAGGUCGAGCCCCAAUUCAGUACACGCGUAUUAAUAACGUAUCGCAAUUUAAAUUGCGCGUAGCAAGAGAGCCAUGCAUAUAUACAAUACGUUAGUGGUUAUAUUAUCAAUACUAAAUACUAACAGCAGAACCGAGUAGCAUGAAUAAUGUGGACUUGCAACAUUGCUAAUAAAGCAGAAGAAAUAGAAUAGAAUCAAUUGAUAGCAAGCAAUUAUUUUUUAUUUUCCCACGAAUAAAACAAAAUACGAUAGAAGGUUGUAAGCCCAGUUAUAAUGUAUAAUAAUGGUUUGCACCUGGAAUAUUUUAAAUAGGACGUUACUGGUAUCCCGGAGGGGAAUAAUAAGUAGUAACAGGUAAUCGUCUCGAACGAAGGAAGACGUAGAAUUUAUUACCCAGAUAUUCGGGCACUCGGGUAGAGAGCUCGAUACAUAUUCAACGGGAAUAAUCGUUACGUUAAUGCUUCGUGUCCGAGGCUGACAAAGAACCAAUCCUUGAUUCCAAUUAUCAGCGCGUUUGUUUCGUAACCGCAAUCCCGAUAAUUAAUGGAGGGACAAAGUUUGAAACAGAGUUUCCCCGUUCGACGAGGGAACUCUGCGAAAAUAACUGUCCGAUGCUAUUCGACUUGCUAAAAGCGGAAAGGCAACAACCCCCGAGACAUUACGUACCAGUCAUUUCGCCGUGGCGUGCAGGCUUAUUCGAUUAAUCGAUCCGCAACUGACGUAACCCGCGUCGAGAGAGACGAGGAUGUCUCGGGAAAUAUUAAUGACGUCGGUCGGAAAUCGUGAACAAAAAAAAAAGUAGGAGAAAAAGAUAUUUUUCACUUUUCGAAAUUUUGAUUCAAUAUUGCCACCGAGACACGGAGUUGGAAAAUUGACGCACAAACAUGGCGUCUGCGUGGAAUAAGGAACAUUACUUCUGGGAUGAUCCGAUUAGUGACUGCAGAUAAAUAAAGAAACUUUGUAAUCCAGUCUGUGCAAGUAUACUAUAUUUUCUUAGAUAGGAAAUCCAUGAUCCUUUCGGUAUAUGUGACAAUUUAUGGAACAGGUCUUCGGUCUUCGUUCUUGGUUUCGAAAUUUUUUCUGACCUAAUAGUUUCGUAAAAAUUGAAACGCGUUGUUUACGUGCUUCUGUAAUGUAAAAUUCUUGAACAUGUUCCGGAAAGCCUCUUCAAGGGUACAAGACACUCUAACAACUAGGGACAACUGAUAAACUUCAAGUAUACAACAAAAAAAAAAAAAAAAAAAAGAGAUUACAAGUAAUAUCGUUGACGAAGAGAAUGAAUGGACAGCGAUUGAACGUAUCAGGCGCACCCGUGCACCAAAGAAAAAAAUCAGAAGGCUUUCGAGCGGCGCGACUUAAUACAUUCCAUCCGUUCCAGCGUUAUCGGGGAAUCAUUUCGCGUUUAUUAUCGUCUUAUUGCGAUUGUCUUUAUCUUGAAAACGGACGUUUUAUCGUGAUUUCUCACUCGACGAACGCCUCUUUCGCUUUGCAGCGCCGUCGAAGCGCGUAAGGGCUCCGCGCGGGCCACUUUUCCGCGAAAUACGAAAACCGCGCGUCCCACCCCCCAGCAACACCUUUCGCCUCCCACCGCUGACGAAAUCCCUGUCCCUCUGCCCCUCCGCCGUUUGUGUAUUUUCCCGUUCGCUCUAAAGAACUUCCGUUUUAAUUUAUUCCCGGAAGCUGGUGCAUCCGUGACAGCGGAGACCCCCGGAGGAGGAACAGUAUCAGAAGGAAAAGUUUCUCGGCUAUUUCCAAGGAUUACCUUCUACUUCCUCGGGCAUGGGUUGCUGCGGCUGCUCGGACGAGCCCUCGUCCAAGGUGGAGCCUAGGACGCCAGAAAAUGAUGAGGGCAUGUCAUCGAGACAGUCCGAGCAGAUUUUCGUCACCGAUCGAUCCUGCACCGACCUUUUGGCUCUGAUCGUUCUGAUCGCACUCGUCGCCGGUUACGGUUUUCUGGCGAGCAACGCUGUGAAGAAAGGAGACAUCUACCGCGUAAUAAAUGGCUACGAUAACUGUGCAAACGUUUGCGGCCGCGUCACGCAGCACGAAACUGAUCCCAAAUUUAGUUGCAAGGGUGGGGACAUGACGGACAAGCGGUAUCUGCUGAUGACCGUGGAAGCGAACGGAAUGAAGACACGCAAGUGCGUGUCCAACUGCACCGAUCAGAACAAGUCACCAAUCAUCGAGUUCUCGAGUUUAGGUAUCCUAUUCACCGUCAUAUCAAUGGUGAUAUUCCUGAAUCGUUGCGUGCCCAAGCAGCUAUCCGAGACGACCAACUCCUUUAUCAAGAAACUCGGUUUGGACAAUUUCUACAAGGUCUGUAGCUACGUUUUCAGUAAAAGUCGAAUUCAAGAGGCUUCCAGGGAUUUGACCAUCGCCUGGGUAGAGUUGGUGUACCUCCUGCUCAUAGCUCUAGCUAUCUCGCUCGCUAUCUUAAUUGCCUUCCGUUAUAUGGUGCAGUGGGUCGUUUACAUUGUCUUAAUCGGCGCCAUUCUCGCCUGUAUCGGUGGCUCGGCGUACCUCUGGUUGGCGUGGUACAAUGAAAAGAAAGGGGUGGAGGCGCACCAGAUACCCGAGGAGGAUUCCAGCCAAGAGGCCUACUUCGUUUAUGCGAUACUGCUGUCUUCCGUUACCGUUAUCACGCUUUUGAUUGUCUUGGUGAUGAGGAAAAGAAUCGCCCUGGUGAUGCAGCUGUUCCGCGAGGCGGGAAAGGCGGUUUACGCGAUGCCGGCACUUCUUCUGCAGCCUAUAUACACCUACUUGCUCAUCGGGCUCGCCGUUUGCGCUUGGGUGUACUGCAUGCUCUUGAUCGAGAGCGCUGGGAACAUCUACAUGAAUACGAAAAAUCAUAUACACUUCAGGAAGGACGCACUUCUGAUUGCUACCAGGUGGUACAAUUUGUUCAUCUUUUUCGUCACCUGCGAGUUCCUCCUGGGCUGUCAGCACGUUGUCGUCGCCUGCGCCGUUGCACGAUGGUUCUUCACCAGAGACAAGAAGAAGCUCUCUCUGGCGGUAACACGGGGCUUCGGUUAUCUCGUGCGAUAUCACUUAGGCACGGUCGCGUUCGGGGCACUGGUUAUUGGUGUAGUUCGGCUCGUAAGAGCGAUAAUUUCCUUCGUCCAGAAUCGCCUGAAGCGUUACGAUAACGACCUUGUGCGGGGAAUAUUGUGGUGCUGUCAGUGCUGUCUCUGGUGUUUCGAGUGCGCUCUGAAAUUCCUCACCAGGAACGCUUACAUCGAAACAGCGAUAUACGGAUGCAACUUCUGCACUGGUGGGCGGAAAGCGUUCCAAGCGUUGGCAAGUAAUAUCUUAAGAGUCGCUGCCAUUAACAGCGUCGGGGACUUUGUCCUAUUUCUAGGAAAGGUUCUGGUCGUUACAUUAACGGUCGUCAGCGGAAUUUAUCUGGUCCAGAAGAAGGAAGGACUUCAUCAUCCCUGGGUGCCGAUAGCGCUCGCUGGAGUGUUUGCUUUCCUGGUGGCGCACUGCUUCAUCUCAAUAUACGAGAUGGUCAUAGACACCAUAUUCAUUUGCUUCUGCGAAGAUUGCGAGAAGAACGACGGCGUCGGUAGGCCGUACUACAUGAGUCGUGGGUUAAUGGAAUUCGUCGAGAAUAGCAAGAAGGCUCUGCAGCAUCUGGAUCAUCAUAGAGCCGGCGCGUAAUGGCGAUUGUUUGGUGUACUCGGUAGAAGCCAGUUCAGCAUUUUAGAGAUGCGAGAGAUUUUUCAAGUCGUGCCUUCAGGAAACCUCGCGAGAAGGAAUCACUGCGGCGUGAUAUCUUCGAUAAGACUUUGGCGUAUGAACGUCGUGGAUGUGCGUUUACAGUCCUGACAUUUCUUCCCGUCGCGGCAUUUCCGUGAAUCUUUUAAAUAUACAGAGUGUUUUAUCUUGGUUGUCAUAAUACACGUGCUGCCCCACGUGGAGGAAGGCUGCCAUGAUAUACAGACGAUUUCUGUCCAUGAUCUCUUUUCGUAGCAUUUUCCCAGACAGGAAGUAGAUAUAACUAGAUUCUGUUCAAAUAAUGGAUGACUAAUUUAAACGUUUAUCCUAUCGAACAGUCAUUCGGGAUAAUUUUUCUUUCAUUUUUUCAUUUCAUUCGGUUACCUAAAUUAGUUUUGUUCGCUAUAUAAAUAUAAGAAGCGGUAAAAAUAGUCCGAUAAAACUGUCUGCGGUUUAUGGUACCGUUCCUAUGCAGCGCUGUUCGUGUAUGUAGCUGAUAACGAUAACGCCAAUGAAGGGCAGAAUUAUAUUCGGCAGAAAUGUACGAUGAACAAAAACACGGUAUAGUGAUUCAUUGAUAGAAUUGUAAGUUUACAUUCUGUUAUACUUAACAAACAAAAGAUAUAUAUGAAAUAUUUGAGGCUUUUUAUGAUUGAUACUAACUGAAGCUUUCAAAUGUAAGUUGUGUCUUUUAAGUACUCUCCAACGUUUCGCCAGCAUGGUAGUUAACUUCUUUAGGGAUCAAAUGAAACGCUGAUAUCGUCAUUUGAUAUAUCAAUGAUGUUAUGACAUAUCAGUGUGAUAUUUGAUCCUUACGAAACUAGCUCCAUCGUUAAACACACGAUCGCCUCGGUUAGUAUCAAUCAGCGGACAUAUGUAUCAUUCUUCAAAAUUGUUUAUUCAAAUAACAAUUCUGACCAUCUUUGGCUAACGCACGCUUCGAUAUUCUUCUAUAACAAAGAAUGGAUAUAGAUAUUUUAAUCGUUACCUACGCACACUUACUGUUACCUCGAGUCAUCGUUAUCGAAGAAGACUAGGUUGAGGAGUCUAGCUGAUUAGGUAGCCGCUAUAAUCGUAUGCGAACAAAUGGUUAACAUUCCGUAUUGUUGCAAUAGUUCCAGGAUCAUUGGCGAUCCGUCACGUACUUUUUUUUAUAUCUUUUUGUACCAGUUCGUGACGUGUCCCAACGACGCGACGUAUAGAUAAAGUCGUUUCUAGCUUAAUUGUUUCGAGUUUCAGUAAAAAAUGACUUCGUUUGUAAAGUGCUGAAUUAAAAUGCAUCAUUAGAAUGCGUCGUAGAAGCGUGCUUCUACGAAGGAAACAUAUUUUAUAUGCCAAAAUAUUUAUAAUAAUGAUGUUAUAAUGUAUUUUUCAUAAGUUAAGUAAUAUGUUGACUCAAAAAUUUUAUAAAUAAAGUAUCAUUCAAUGAUUGA